Conger conger (European conger) is the source of this 1804-nucleotide messenger RNA. RefSeq lists its product as uncharacterized. Gene Ontology annotation, cellular component: nucleus; transcription regulator complex. Gene Ontology annotation, molecular function: DNA binding. The record is from RefSeq and is a predicted model, not a curated record. Lineage: Eukaryota; Metazoa; Chordata; Actinopteri; Anguilliformes; Congridae. Gene Ontology annotation, biological process: regulation of transcription by RNA polymerase II. The transcript has 2 exons. The coding region runs from base 91 to 702 and encodes 203 amino acids.
AGACUUGUGCAUAGCUAUGGACAUUGGAACAUCGCGAAAGGAGAACUUGAGUGGCGCUCAAACGUGUUUUACAAAGCAAACGCUUUUGUAAUGGAGGAAAGGUUAAUAUCAGCGGUUUCGGUUCAUCCAGAGUUGUACAACUCGACUUUAAGUUCAUACAAGGACUUAGACAAGAAAGCGGCUGCGUGGAGGGCUGUGAGCCUCCAAGUGGAAUUACCGGAGGAGGACUGCCGCAAGAAAUGGAAGAGCCUGAGGGACGGCUUCAUCAAAGACAAGCGGUCCGAAGAGAGGCGGCUGGCGUCGGGCGGCAUCCACCGCUGCUGGAAGUACAGCCAGCACAUGGCUUUCCUCACGCCCUUCAUACAGUCGCGCACGUCCACCUCCAGCUCGGCCGCCGACGACCUGUGCGACGGGCGGGACUGGGAGGGUGAGGGCGAGGUCAACAGCCACUCAGCAUCCAUGCUGCACGGCAGGGAGGCGGAGCUGAGCGACACGGACACGCCCGCCGGCUUCCCCCACGCCGGCUCGCCUGCGCUCAAACGGACCCGGUGGCAAGGCGAUGGGCUGGAGGGCACGGAGGACGAGCUGUUCCUCAUGAGCCUCCUGCCGCACCUGAAGAGGCUGCCCUACGAGAAGAAGUGCGCCGUCAAACUCAAAUUUCACCAGCUCCUGUACGAGGCGGAGUUUCAUAAAGUCGAAUGACACGUUUUCGUUUUUUGUAUCGGUGGUUUGUCGUUUUUUUUUUUUGUUUUGUUUUGUUUUUUUUAAUGCACACUGAACAGUCUGUAGGUUAAACCCCCUAGGAAUGAUUGGGGUUUUUCUACCCCGUUUGAUACUUAAACGAGCUACAUCUGAAGACUUUACGUGUGGCUACUUGAUCCCGGUCUGCUCGCUUCGUCUGAUAACUUCACUGUGAAUUUGCACUAGACUGAUACAUGACGUGGUACAAGCGAGAUUUUAGAUGUAGUAAUUUUGUCAUUUUAUUCUUGUUUAAAAAGUCACUGCUUAUUCCUGAACUGAUUUCUAAACACAGCUGCAGUGAAAGUGCAUGUCAUGUCGGAUGCAUUACGUCUGGAAUCUAAAGUCCGAAUUUAGAUUUGAGAUUCAAAUCCUAUGGGAAGGGUAAUCCUAUGGGAACCUGUCAAAGAAAUGGCCUCAUUUUGAGUACAUGACCUGAAUGACUUUGUGCCCAUGUAGUUUCCCAGAAUUGUGGUGACAAAGCUGGAAAUGCUGUUCUUGUGUUGCAUAUAAAUACUAAAUGGUUGGCAUUUAUACAGCCCCUUUAUCCAAAGCGCUGUACAAUUAAUGCUUCUCAUUCACACAUGAUGGUGUUUAUGGAGAAUUAUGCUUAAUAUACUUUUAGGUGUGGCCGAGUCGGUGCCCUGCCGAAAAUCACUUCUAGCAAAUUUGAUCAUGCUAGUAGCCAGCAACCCUCCGACUGCCAGACGACUGCUCUUACCUCCUGAGCUAAUGUCGCCCCUAAAAUUAGUACUAUUAAAAAGUAUUAGUGUCAUUAAUAUUGCAAGCAUGAUCAAAUUGGCUAGAAAUGAAUUUCCACAGGGCACUGGGACUCAGCCAAACCUAAAAGUAUAUUGAGCAUAAUUCUCCGUUAACACCAUCGUCAUACUCUUGCUGCACCAUGUGUUAAAUUGCACUUAGUGUAAUUGUGCAGUGAGGUCCAUGAACACUAAAAGGAAUUAAACUUUUUUUUCUUUUCUUUUUUUUACACUAAUAAUGCCCAGACCAGGAUGGUAAUGCCUUUUGAAAGAAGCAGGUGGGGUCAUAAGUAAAGAACGUAAUUUUA